GGUCGGACGUCCUGUCGGUCGACUAUAUACUCAACUCGAAUCUCUUAUCAUUGCUAAAAUUUUCACCCAAUAUUCUUGAAAUCCUGACUCCGACCUGUGUCCGUGACAUUUUACGUCGUGAAGAAUUCUGAAGUAGCAUGUAACUAUGUAAGAUCUAUUUCACUACUGUACCAUUUUACCAGUUUUCUGUUUUUGUGUAGAAUUGGUUUAAAUAACUCCGAUAAAAUGGCUGUUUGGAGUUCACUGAAGCUGGGAUCGGCGAUCACCAAGUGUCUGAGGUUGAAGAAAACCGACGUGCUAAAAUCAUCUGCUCUUGUACCAACUCGUAACAUGAGUGGUCAUCAUUUAAUGGGUAUUAAGGAGACUCGUUGGCAAUGGACAAAGUUCAAGGAUUUAAUUCAUUAUUAUGUUUUGGUUGGCGUUAUUCCUUUAACUUUAUUUGUUACUGGUGUUAAUGUUUUUAUUGGACCAGCUAAAUUGGCUCCAAUUCCUGAAGGCUAUAGACCUGCGCAUUGGGAAUACCAUCAGCAUCCAAUCACCCGAUGGAUGGCACGCUAUAUUUAUCCCAGUCCACAACAGCAAUAUGAAAAGUAUCUACAUACAUUAUAUGAAGAAGAUGAAAAAUUUAAAGUCAGAAUGUUAACUCACAAAAUUGAUGAAAUGAUGAAGGAUCGAUCAGACUACAAGUCAUUUUAUUAUAGACCUAUCUCUGCUAACCAUCACAGAGUUGUCAAAGAAUCUAUGGAUCGUCAAGAAUCCGAAGGAUUAAACUAAUUAUACAUUUAUUUUGUAUAAUUAAAAUAGAAAUUAUUAAUUUUAUAGUAGGUACUAAAAAAUAUUUAUAACAUACAUUAAAAUACAAAUUAUACAUAAUAGGUUUGGAAAAAUCCAGAUGAAAUAUUGUAUUUUAUAUCUUUCAUUCAAAAAUGAUUAAAUUAAUUGUCUGGCCUGGUUUGGUCCGACUAAUGUUGUACAUUCUAUAAUCGGUUCAUAAUAUUAUUACACAUUCAAUUUUAGAUCCUGAAUUAAUGCAUUGAUCUUUCAAAGAUGUGUUAUUAUUUUUUUAAAAUUAUUAUAGCUAUUUUAUAAAAUAUUUAAAAUUUUAUACAUACCUGGGUUUUCUAUUAUUCUACAUAUUAUACCUACUACUCAUUUUUAAAGUUACAAAAACUAUUUUAUAAAUAACUAACUUAUAAUAAUUAAUAUUUCAAAAAAAACGUCAGUUAGGUCUGUCUCCAAAAUAUUAUUUUAUAUAAAUCUCAUAAUAGGUUUUUUUAUUUUAAACCACUUUUUAAUGCUGUUUCAUAAGUCUUAUGUUGACAUAUUUUUACCGCUGAUAAUGAUUGGUGUAGUGUACUCUUAAGAAAUAUUCAUCACUUAAGUCAAUAAAAUUCACUCAUAGAAUAA
Acyrthosiphon pisum (pea aphid) is the source of this 1407-nucleotide messenger RNA. It is a transcript of the gene ND-SGDH, whose product is annotated as NADH dehydrogenase (ubiquinone) SGDH subunit. Gene Ontology annotation, cellular component: respiratory chain complex I. The coding region runs from base 226 to 774 and encodes 182 amino acids. NCBI's taxonomy places the organism in Eukaryota, Metazoa, Arthropoda, Insecta, Hemiptera, Aphididae. The transcript has 4 exons. The record is from RefSeq and is a predicted model, not a curated record.